This is a messenger RNA of Pieris macdunnoughi, 951 nucleotides long. Lineage: Eukaryota; Metazoa; Arthropoda; Insecta; Lepidoptera; Pieridae. The record is from the annotation of a GenBank genome assembly.
AUGGAACAGCGAAUAAGGUUCGGUGGCCUUGUAAAUAGAGAUACAUUCGCGCCUCUAGUGGUAUCAACACUCUUUAUCCUACUGACAUCGAUACUAGCGCAUUGCGCUCGACGUCUGGUGCAGAAUAUAGUGAAAGAUCCUUUCGUCAGAUUACUCUUUGAAGAGGCAAUAGCAGCAGCUGAAUUAUGUGGCUGUUGCUUUGAGUUGAUAGUCGUUGCUGACAACUUUGGUGUAGCCACAUACGCGGUUUACCUUUUCGCACUCACAAUCUGGUGGUCUCUGAACUGGGGAGACGCAACAGCCUGCCCCUAUACACACAUUGAAGAUGUUAUUGAAGGUCGAGGGGAUGUUCGCAAAGCCAUACUCAAGACUUGGGCGGAGUUGGGCGGCGGCAUGCUUGUGUUCAAGUACGUGCAAAUGUAUUGGGCGCUAGAGAUCUCUGACACGCACAAGGAUAAGGCUGUGGAGGACUGUUCGGCUGAUCUACAGGUGCCCGUGUUAUAUGGCGCCUUGGUGGAGGGCAUAGCGACAUGUUUAUGCAGACUGGCAUCGAGGGCCUUGGGUGAUCUAAAUCCUAGAUUUGCCACCGCAAUCGACGCCUUUAUAGGAACCUCUCUAGUUGUAGCCGGGUCUCUGUAUAGAAACACGAUUUUGACCUACAACUAUCAAGAAAAUCCGAAUGCCGACUUCUACUUGUCAAUUUCAUGCAAAGUUAAUUUAGGAAGAGCUUUCGACUAUUCCGGUGGCUACUUCAAUCCUGUGCUAGCAACGUCACUGAAAGCCGGUUGCCAUGGACACUCGCUGUCUGAAUUCGCUACUGUCUACUGGGCUGGCGCGUGCGCUGGUUCUAUUGUCUCUGUGUACCUGUACAAACUUCCAAUAAUUCAGGAGUAUGUUCGAGGAACGACCGAGGUUAAUGGAGACAGUAUCUGGGCUGGAAAAGAAGAUUAA